CCUCCUGUUGCUGAAACCUGGCUUGUGACCCGACUACUCUCUAUUCGCUGCCCUGUACCGUUCUGCCUCUGCUUUUACCGACCUGGCCUGCCUGACUACGCUACACGUCUGCCAGCCUCUUCACAUCAGGCUCUCUUCCGAUACAUACCUCCGGCGGUUCCCUCUACCACAGUCGGGUGCACUCAGGGGUCGCAACCUGGUCUCAGUCUGCUCCAAGUCCAUCCCCACCAUCAGGGGCCCUGGUGAAUAAGCAGAUUGGGGCUUAG
Molecule: messenger RNA, 266 nt
Organism: Staurois parvus
Lineage: Eukaryota; Metazoa; Chordata; Amphibia; Anura; Ranidae
Source: the annotation of a GenBank genome assembly